Messenger RNA from Acaromyces ingoldii, 7439 nucleotides. RefSeq lists its product as hypothetical. The transcript has 3 exons. Lineage: Eukaryota; Fungi; Basidiomycota; Exobasidiomycetes; Exobasidiales; Cryptobasidiaceae. The coding region runs from base 186 to 6947 and encodes 2253 amino acids. Gene Ontology annotation, molecular function: ATP binding; ATP-dependent chromatin remodeler activity; methyltransferase activity. The record is from RefSeq and is a predicted model, not a curated record.
CAACCAACACCUGAACUGCUGCUUGCUUCUUCUUGACCAGGGAAAGUGUUCCCUGGUCCCAAAGAAGACGCCGUUCGAUUAUUGCAGCAUCACUUGGAAACAUGGCAUCACCACCCAUCAUCGACAGCGAAUGCUACGGCGAGCAUGAUCCAAAGGAUGCGUUGUCGGGCCAUUCGACGCCCUCAAUGGCAAGGUCGCAUUCGGAUUCUGGAUCUGGAGGAAGCUCUGACAUAAGGACGCCUGCCGACGAGAUGCCACCGUCCAAAAGGGUCAAGGGCGACAGUGACUCCCCCUUGGAGGGCUAUAGGUUCGGAAGUGACCCACAAGUCGUCCUUCACCAUUCAGGCUUCUUCUCAGCGCCAGCGGUUUUAUCGAAUCAACCUUUGAGAAAAGAGAUAAAGAGCAGUGCGAAAGGCAAGGAUGCAAGCAAGCGAACGCCUCCAAAGCCAUUCUCGAAGCUCUCCAAGGGACAGAGCACCCUGAGCAAGUACUUUGGAAAGAGAGCAGCAUCGCCUGUGUCUACACCACCAAAGAAAUUUCCUGCGACGACGCCAGAGGAGAGGCAGCCUACUCCCAAGAGCAAAGUGCGACCGCCCUCGCCGGAUGUAUAUGUCGUCUCCGAUGACGUUGACGACGAUGAUGACGACGAUUUUGAUGACGGUAUGAUGGAAGAGGACGAGGAAGAGGACAGAGACCAGAUUUCAUAUAUCGACAUUGACGAAGAUGAGGAGGAAUUGGCGGCGAGACAGCAGCGGCGGCCAAAGUCCUCAUCGAAAGCAAAGGCAGACGAUGCGACGACAAAGAAGAGGGCACAGAAGGACCUGAGUGGCAUAAAGAGGCCAAGGUUCGUCCCGUCAAUCUCUCAAGCCACGCAGAAAGAGAAGGAGGCAAAAGACAAGGAACAGCGAGGCAUGUUCCCUCCCAUCUCGGACCUGAAUGACAUCUUUGCCGACAUUGUCAAACGGACACCCGAGGUCGAGAACCUAGCAAAGACUCUCGAGGGUCGGCCACUUCGGGUUUCGACGAUGUGCAGUGGCACCGAAUCACCCUUGCUCGCACUGCGACUCAUGUCAAGGGCUAUCAAGGAACUUCACGGCAUCGCCAUUGAAGUCGAACACGUCUUCUCGUGCGAAAUUGAACCGUACAAGCAGGCCUACAUAGAACGCAACUUUGCCCCACCGAUCCUCUUUCGCGACGUCUGCGAGCUGGGCAACGACCGUGCCCACACUGCGUAUGGAGCCCUCGUCGACGUGCCCGGCAACGUGGAUCUCCUCGUCGCUGGCACGUCCUGCGUCGAUUUCUCGAAUCUCAACAACAAGAAAAAGGGCAUAGAGGAUGGCGGCGAGAGUGGCCGAACGUUCUUUGGAAUGCUUGACUGGGUGAAGCGCCAUCAACCCACCAUUGUCAUUCUUGAGAAUGUCAUGUCAGCGCCCUGGGAGGGCGUCAAGGACGAGUUCGUUUCCAUCGGCUACGACUCGGCCUACUCUACCCGAUUUGAUACAAGGAAUUACUACGUUCCGCACACCCGCCAGCGAGGCUACCUCAUUGCGACGAAGAAUCGCAAGGACUGGUAUGCCGACAACUGGGAAGCCUUAGCCAGAAGCCUGGCUCGGCCCGCAUCGUGUACUCUCGAGUCCUUCCUCCUGGCCGCCGACGAUCCCAGGAUUCAACGAGUGCGCAACCAAUUUGCGCUGGGCGAGGGGUUCGACAAGGGCCGCUCCGUCAUCGAUUGGUCAAAAUGCCAGGGCCGCCACGAGCGGGCGCGAGAAGAGGAGGAGCUCGGCAAGGCCAGACCCUUCACGGCGUGGGAAGAGGGCGGUACUUGCAAGCUGUCCCAUGGCGCCUGGAACGAGUGGGCGAUGCCGAUGCCGGAAAGAGUACUGGAUCUGCUCGACAUCACCGUGCUCCGAUUGGCAAAGCAGGGCAUCGACGCACACUACAAGAGUCGCAUCUGGGAGCUGAGCCAGAAUGUCGAUCGCAACAUUGCCAGCGCUCGGCCUGGAGUUUCAAAUUGCAUCACACCCACAGGCAUGCCCUACCUCACAGGCAGAGGUGGUCCCAUGGUCGGUCUUGAGGCGCUUUCGCUACAAGGAUUGCCCAUCGACGAGCUACUAUUGACGCGAGAGACCAACGACCAGCUGCAAAACCUGGCCGGAAAUGCAAUGAGCUCGACUGUCGUGGGAACCUGCAUCUUGGCUGCACUCGUCAUUGCCAGGCCCGAUCUUGCCAAGACGCGAGAGAACCAGCCUGCCAAGAUGGACAUCGAUCUUACCAAAGGAGACGGAGAUGCUUCAGUAAAACCCAAUGGCCUGCCUGGCACGCAAGUGGUGGGCCAUUUAGCGGAAGGGGAGCACGACAUCAUCUCUUGCCAAGCGGUCGAUAUGCCCAAACUGCUGAAAUGUGCGGCGGCCAGCUCCAUGCGUUGUGACUGCGAAGGGCGCAUGAUGACGACGAAGCUUGAUGUGUACCGGUGCAAGUCUUGCGACUUUACGACAUGCGCCAAUUGCAAGGGACGGCCCGAGCAUGACUACGAGCUCGAUGAGCGCGAAAGACUGGACCCGGACGGAUUUGCCAAGAUGGUCAAGGCGGCCCUUCCAAUGCGUUUCCUCCUGGGCGGCCUCACCACGACAGUCAUUGAAAAGCUCGCUGAAGGGGCAGAAAACAAAGACAAGAAAAUUUUGGGGCUGUGGGCGGCGCGUUUGGCAGAAGUGCUCUCCGACGGUGUCGAGCUUCGUUUCAACGAGCUUCUGCGGCAGAGGACAUGGCUGGCCUGCUACAGUGGUUAUGGCGUACGGUUGGAGCUGUGCCUUGAUCCGACGCAACCCCACUGGCGACUGUUCGUUGAAGCGGCACCGGAGGAAGCAGCGGGCAGCCCGCUUCGCAAGCUCCUCCUUAGGCCAGUGGCUCGUAUGAUGCUCGAUACCACAGCUCGCGACUCGAAGCUCCUCGACGCCCAGUGGGAAAUCUGCCUGCCGUCUCAAAAGUCGUUCAAAGCGGAAUUACAUCUCAAAGGCAAGCUUGUUCCCACAUGGGAAGCCUCACUGGGUCUGGAAGGAGACAUUGGCAAGACGAGGAGAUAUUCUGCGUUUGAUCUAGCCAUCCCGGAAGAGGUCAAAGAAAAACUCGAUACCGAUAUUUCGGGAGAGUAUCAGCUGCUAGCAAAGUGCGGCACAGCCAAUGGUGCUCUACACGUCCAACACGGCAGUGCGAAACAGGACGCCAGAAGACUCUUCUUCUUCCUGGACACGGACCGUUUCAAAGGGAAAGAGGCAGACCGAUUCGUCUUUUCGAGCGAGAUAGAGCGCUUGCCAUUUCCAAAAGAGCGCGUCGUCAUUGCACGUUGCGAGGACGGAUGGAAGCUUCCGAGGGCGCAAUUGUUUAAUGCCGACUACAAAAAGGAAGCUGAAUCGGCGGUCAAGGAGACAAGGAAGUCGAUCAACAUUUUCCUUGGUGGGCAGUGGGCACCGUGCGAUGCUCUCAAGGUCUCAAGACCCCGAGAACUCCGCGCGACGCUGGCUGUAGCUUCUUCCUCUAUGAGCUCGCUUCUUAGCUGCCGAGAAGCGAGCACCAUAGUUAGCAGCACCGCUUCAAUCCACGGGACUGCUCGCAGCCUUUGGCCACAUGCGGACGACCUCUGGCACGAAGUCGACCUCGAGCACCGAGCAAGCAUGACAUUCCGUGCCUUGGCCUGGCUAACAGAGAGGGUUGCAAUUCCUGCUGCCCUCUUAAGCUGGAUGUCCCUUGGCAUGCCUUCAGAUUGGGAAGAGGGGUGUAAGACGCCUUGUCAAGACUGUGCCCCUGCAACUCCCGACAUGCAGUGGCUCCAGCUACCGAAGAAACAGCCCAUCCCCAUGGAAAACGACCGUCAGGCCGGACCCUACGAGCAGGCGUUGAAGCGGCGGCCAGCGCCUUUUGUCGUCCAGCUCCGUGUGGACACAAAACAGAGCAACGAAGAUGGGGUGACGGGAAAGAUGCGGAUAGGCGUCAAUCCUUUGACGCUUGCACAUCGAGCCUUGGCGCGCUUGCCCCUGAACGAUUCCGUCAUUGGUUCACCAUCCCUCGGCUGGCGCUUGUCAAAGAUCGACAAGCAGCAGAACAUGUUCAACCUUCCCAAGUACACCCUUCGCAGUAAUCGAGGCGAUGCAGAGGCAGAUAAUCCUCGUUUCUUCAAGCUCGAGCUGAGGCCGGAGCAAAAGAGAUCAUUGACGUGGAUGCUCGCUCAGGAGAGCAGCGAAAUCGAGCCGUUCCAGGAAGAAGAGGUGGCGGAAGGCAUGCUGGAGCCCAUGGGCUGGCGCGUCGAGGGCAAAGCGAGUCGUCAGGUGCUGGUGAAGGGUGGCGUCCUCGCUGAUGCUGUGGGUUACGGGAAAACUGCCAUCACUCUGGGUCUUAUUGCUUCGACUCGAGAUCGGCCCCCGCCCGUCGACCCUACCGGCGGCUUCAUUGAGACAAAGGCAACCCUCAUCAUUGUUCCACCACACCUGUGUGGCCAGUGGCGGACUGAGAUCAUCAAAUUCUUAGGCAGCAAGCUUCGUGUCGAGGUCAUCCACUCCAAGGCCGAGCUCAACAAGAUAACAGUUGAAGAUUUGUGCGAUGCCCGCAUCGUCAUCAUGUCCAUCACCGUCUACAAAAGUGACGCCUACUUCGAAGCCCUUGCUCGGCUAUCGGCAGCCAAUCCGCUGCCGGCAAAGGAGGGGCGAUUCUUUGACUCGGCCCUGCAACUCUCGCUGGCAGGUCUGCGUAAUCGCGUCCGAGAGCUCAAGUCGGAGGGCUCCAAGAAGGUGUGGGAGUCCAUUUCCCAGCGUGUCGACUUUAACAGCGACCACGUUACGAGCAAUCAUGCCAGCAAGCGUGUCCGAGGGCAAGUCGAUGCUGACAGCAAGAGAGCCGAGGGCAGCAAGAAGAGGCAAGUCGACGAGAGCGAAGACGAGGAAAAUUUCAUCAUCCUCCAUGACGAAGUCGAGGAAAAGAAGACAAAGAGGCCGGCAAUUGGUGGUGGGAGCGACAUCUGGGGCCUCAAGUCCUUAGCAGUGCGCAAGGACUGGACCCAAAUGGCAUCGCCUCCCCUCGAGGCUUUUCACUGGGCAAGAUUGGUCGUCGAUGAGUUCCACUACAUUGCUGAGGAGGCCAACCGGGCCUUUUCGGCCAUUCGCGAACUCAAGUCUGAUUCUACAUGGAUCCUCUCGGGCACGCCCCCGACGGCGGACUUUGCCGAUGUGAAGGGCAUCGCGGCUUUUCUCAAGGUGCACUUGGGUGUUGAUGACGACGAGGACUCGACCAAGCAGUCGGUCCGAAGAGGCCGCGAAAAGGAACGGUCGAUGGUGGAGCGCUUCAGAAACUUCGUCGAAGUGCGCUCUCCAGCGUGGCAUCAUCGUCGCCAAGCUAUUGGCCAGAGCUUCUUGGACAAGUUCGUCCGUCAAAACGUGGCCGAGAUCGACGAGAUUCCCUUCAAGAUCUUGUUGCGGCCUGUCAGGAUGCCUGCAGCAGAAAGAGCCUGCUACCUAGAGCUGGCUCAUACCAUCGAGGCUCUUGACCUUCGAUUGGCACGGAGGAUCUUCAAGGCCCAAUCAAAGUCAGCCUCUGCCAAGAAGAAGGGUGCAGACGGUAUCAACGAUCGUGACGAGCGGCUUCGCAGGACACUGGGCGAGAGCUCUGGUCCUGAGGAAGCUUUGAGUCGUCAGGCGUCGCACUUUGUUCUGGAAAACGAAGAAUCGGAGGUCCACCGCGCCCCAGCACAAAAUGCCAUUGAGGCAUGCGAAUUCAUCGUUGGCGAGCGGACAAGGCAGCGCGACGAGGUGCUGGAGCAGCUAGAGCGGGAGCUCGAGGUGACAAAGCAGCAGCAUUUCAAAUUGCUCUUGGAGCGUAAUUAUCGAGACCCAGACAAUCAGGCGCCCGUCAAGUUUGUCAAGAAUGUCGAGUCGUACGCCUGGGGGGAUGAGGAUUGCCAACCGAAGCUCAUAAGCAUGCUCAAGCGCCUCGAAUUCACAAAGGAAGGCUUGUCCCUGAGGAGAGCCAGGGAGGUGGCGGGCAAGACUUUUAAGGCCAAGAAACCGGACAAGAACCUCGACUGGGAGGAAGAGGUCAAGGUUCGAAACAUGGCUCAUCUGCUUCAGCGACUGCGUAACGAGCUGUGGUCACGCGAGCAAUCUCUUCGCUACUUCACCAUGGUCCGCGAUGUCCAAAAGGCACGAUCGCUGUCGUCCAAAGUGCCCGACAGCAAGCUUGACUCGGGUAUCGUCUGUCCCGGCGACAAGUGCGAGCUUGGAGGCAGAACCAUGACGAUGGAACAGCUCUGUCUCAUGUCGGUGUGCGGACAUGGAGCAUGUCACAAGUGUAUGCUGACAAACGCGUACGUGGGCAAGUGCUGCACGCAGGGCUGCCAUGGUGCCAGCAAGCCCACUUCGAUCGUACGUGCUUCGACUCUGGGCGAUGACGAGGAGCAGACGACCUUCUACGGCAUGAAGCUCGCUCAGGUGGCGACACUCAUCAAGCGACAGAUACCGCAAGAAGACCGCGUACUACUCUUCGUCCAAUUCGAUGGCUUGCUGAAGAAAGUCGACGAGGCCCUGACACGGUACAAGAUCAAGCACAUUCAGAUGAAAGGUUCGGCUGUGCAGAGAUCCAACAUGCUUGAGCGCUUCCAGGGCGGCGACGAGCGGGUGCUGCUGCUCAACAUUGCCGACGAGAGCGCUGCCGGAUCAAAUCUGACGGUGGCGAACCACGUCAUCUUUCUGAGCCCGCUCGUGGCCGAGCACAACCAGCAGUACUUUGCCACGAUGGAGCAGGCAAAGGGGAGGGCCAUUCGAUUUGGUCAGACGAAAGAGGUGAAGGUUUGGAGGUUCUUUGUCCGAGAGACAAUCGACACUGCUAUCUUGGAGCAGCGAGAGGCCUUGAAAGCGGACGAGAUCGAGGGGGACAAAGUGGACCACGGGGAUGUCAUCGAUGUUUAGGUCCGGGCAAUCCUGAAUUGAUACUUUACUGUACUGUACAGGUGGGGGGACAAAAGUCGUGCGUGAGCGCGUUUUUCUCAUCUCAUCGCCCCGCCAAAACAUAGGAAAAAUCAAGAAUGCUGCCCCUCACGGACCCCAGUCAUGACUACCUUCUAAAAGCAAUCUAGAGCGGUUUUGAGAAACAAGAAACCUGCUUCAUGUGUAGGGCCAUCACAUAGCUAAGAGCCAAGCGUUUCUCACGGGUGGUGAUGGAGCUGACAGACCUCUUAGAGGUGCCCUCCCAAAAAAGGUCGAUUUUACUAGUAAAUUUCGACUUUUUUGAAAAUGGGCUUGCUUUUUCACCCUCUACUCAAUCAAUUGGCGUGACCACUCUUUGUGCUCUAGCUAUGUGGUAGCUGUACGCACAGAGCAGCUCUUCCAGGUUUCAAAUCACUUUUAACAGUAUUUCAAAGGGUAGUCAUGACUGAGGGCCGUGAGGACCAGCAAUUCCGC